Messenger RNA from Colletotrichum abscissum, 837 nucleotides. RefSeq names its product cytochrome P450. The record is from RefSeq and is a predicted model, not a curated record. NCBI's taxonomy places the organism in Eukaryota, Fungi, Ascomycota, Sordariomycetes, Glomerellales, Glomerellaceae. Gene Ontology annotation, molecular function: oxidoreductase activity, acting on paired donors, with incorporation or reduction of molecular oxygen; monooxygenase activity; iron ion binding. The transcript is spliced from 3 exons. The coding region runs from base 1 to 837 and encodes 278 amino acids.
AUGGCGAUUGAGAGGAUCAAGGGCGAGGCCACCCUCGGAUCCUGCGAUAUACUCCAUUGGUUGAUGCUUAUGACUUCGGAUGUGAUUGGCCAACUAGCAUUUGGCGAAUCCUUCGAGCUACUAGAAUCUGGCAAGAAAAUUGAGUACAUCAACACCUUCCAAUCGGUCGGGAUAGGGAGUUUCCUGAAGUACGAGCUUCCGUGGCUAUAUGCGGUCUCUCACUACAUUCCACUCAAGUCGCUUCGACGAAUGCUUAAUGCAGGAAACUCAAUUCAUGAGUAUGGCGGCCGAGCUGUCGAAAACUUGAAAAGACAUCGCGACAAUAAGCCAAAUCUCUUCGCUACUGCUUUAGCCGAGUGCGAUUCUGGAGACAAAGCCGAACUCACCGAAAACUAUAUCCAAAUCGAGGCGUCUAAUCUGAUCUUUGCUGGCGCAGAUACGACGGCGAGUACUCUGACGUACCUUGUCUGGGCCGUCUUGAAAAGGCCAGAGCUUCAAGCUCGACUAGAAGCGGAAGUCGCUGUUGUUAACGAUGUUGACCUAUUCAACGAUGCUUUUCUUGAGAAACUUCCUCUGGUUGCAGCAGAAGCUGAAGAUGAGUCUAAUCAAGCCCGCCCCGAUCUGUUGUGGACUGACGAUGCGCUCGACAAUCGCCAGAGAAGCCAUCCUUCUGGCUAUCAGUCGCUCGAGUCCCUUGCCCAAGCACGACAGGAGCGCGAUCGGCCGCCAGGACCCGGGCUUGGAGGCGUCUCUCCCUGCCUUCUGGAUCAUAACCACCUCAGCUCUGCGGAAAGGCAGAGGGAAGUAGCCCACCCGUAUACAGGACUGGAACAGUAG